Messenger RNA from Phascolarctos cinereus (koala), 977 nucleotides. RefSeq names its product eukaryotic translation initiation factor 6 (gene EIF6). Gene Ontology annotation, molecular function: ribosome binding. The record is from RefSeq and is a predicted model, not a curated record. NCBI's taxonomy places the organism in Eukaryota, Metazoa, Chordata, Mammalia, Diprotodontia, Phascolarctidae. Gene Ontology annotation, biological process: cytosolic ribosome assembly.
CGGCUCGGCGAUGGGCCCCGAGGGCCUAGGGUCAGGGGAGGAGGAGAAGGGAGCCGGGGAUCGAUCGUGCUGCCGGGCUGAGGCCGGAGGGGCCGAGCUCAGGCAGCCUUGCAGGAAGGCGGGUGUUGGGCCUCAUGGCGGUCCGAGCCUCCUUCGAGAACAACUGCGAGGUCGGCUGCUUCGCCAAGCUCACCAACACCUACUGCCUGGUGGCCAUCGGCGGCUCGGAGAACUUCUACAGUGUGUUUGAGGGCGAGCUUUCAGAGACCAUUCCAGUGGUGCACGCUUCCAUCGCCGGCUGCAGGAUCAUUGGUCGCAUGUGUGUGGGAAACCGGCAUGGCCUUCUAGUGCCCAACAAUACUACAGACCAGGAGCUGCAGCACAUCCGAAACAGCCUCCCUGACUCUGUGCAGAUCCGACGGGUAGAGGAGCGACUCUCAGCCCUGGGCAACGUCACCACCUGUAAUGACUAUGUAGCUCUCGUUCACCCCGACCUGGACAGGGAGACAGAAGAAAUUCUAGCUGAUGUACUCAAGGUUGAAGUCUUCAGACAGACAGUGGCUGACCAAGUGCUGGUGGGAAGCUACUGUGUUUUCAGCAAUCAGGGAGGGCUAGUGCACCCAAAGACUUCCAUUGAGGACCAAGAUGAAUUGUCCUCCCUUCUCCAAGUUCCACUGGUGGCUGGUACUGUGAACCGGGGAAGCGAGGUGAUUGCAGCUGGAAUGGUAGUCAACGACUGGUGUGCCUUCUGUGGGUUGGACACAACUAGCACAGAGCUGUCAGUGGUAGAGAGUGUCUUCAAGCUUAAUGAAGCCCGACCCAGCACCAUUGCCACCAGGAUGCGAGAUUCUCUCAUCGACAGUUUAACCUGAGUGAUUGCCUGUAGUUUCUGUUGCUUGGCCUCUUGAAUAAGGACUUUGGUUCCUGCUCCAGUUCCAGUACGGUGUGAGGCCCUUCAGAGUCUCUAAAACAUCUGC